CGGCUCGAGCUCUCGCCGAAAAGAAGUGUGGAGAACUGCUGGGCUCGUGCCGCUCGUGCCGUUUAGUUUGGUCGGCGUGCGAGCUUGUGCGAGCUGUUAACGCGAAUGUACCCGAGUGUCGCGGCAAUUUGCAGCCUCGUGUAUCGCCGAUCCGCCGAUACGGAGCGGGACGUUACCGCGUACGUUUCAAUCGGUUACUAGUCUUCCGUGAUGCCGCUUUUCAGCCCGCGUCUUUAACAGUCGAGUUCGAGAGCUUCAUUGUCAGUGCCGUUUGGGACGGCGAGCGGUUUGUGCGUUUUCAGGCCGAGGAGGAAAUUUCUCGUACUCGGGGCUACCAGCCGAUUGCAUCGACUGCGCGAGGUCCGGUUAGUCGGGUGGGUUAACAGCCGGAAUAGGGAUCGAACUGAGCUUGACAUCGUAGUGCACGCAACGCCAACGAAUUUUGCUUACAAGUGGCCAUAUUGCGCCUUCUGUGGAUAGAAGCAAGAGCCGAUAAUAAUAACAAGAGCUCGAGCAGCGAACGGCCGUUGUCGGGGAGCGACGUCGCAGCGACAAUGUCACUAUUCAACAAACCGAAGCGCAACAUACGUCGGCGUCCGUUCAACGAUGAAGACGAGGAUAACGAGAACAGAAUGGAGGUGGAGGACGCGCUGCCAACCAAAGUUAAAACGAAAAAGGAUAAGCCAAAGCAGACGCGCCUCAGCUUUGGAGAGGAGCUGGAACAAGGGGACGACGGAGAAGUUUUUAUAGUGAAGAAAUCGUCGAGGAGCAAAAAGCUGAUGAAACAGCUAGAUCACGAGAGGAGGAAAAAGAAAGGUGAAGAGAAAAUGCAAGUGGACACUGAGCAAGCAAAUAAAUCCAUUAAGCAGGAAAAAGAUUUAGAAAUAAAGACAGAUGAUCUAGUAGUUAAAAUAAAAAACACAGGACCGCUGAUUUUAAACGGACGAGCUGCAUUAGCAGCAGGAAAAGAUGACUAUACGUCGGGUGAGGAGGAAGAUGAGCCUUGCAGUCACAAAUUUCGGAAAAAUACAGAUAAAGCUGAAACUGUCAAAAUACUUCUUGAGAGUGGAUGUAUACCUGAUGCCGCUAUGAUUCAUGCAGCGAGAAAACGCAGACAAAAAGCAAGAGAAUUGGGAACCGAUUACAUUCCUAUUGAAGAGCAGAGUGACGAUAAGGGCAAGUCAAGACUAAUACGAGAAGAAGAUCACGAUCGAAGUGACGAUGAUGAUUCUCAAGAUCGACUAGAUAUGACUGUCAACACUGAAGCGCGUGAUAAAGAAAAAAGAAGAGAAGCAUUUCUUGCUUCUCAAGUUCCAUUAAAAUUUUCAGAUAAUGAAAGUGAGCAUGAGAACGAAGAAGAGGAGUGGGAAGCUCAACAAAUACGAAAAGGCGUAACGGGUGCUCAGAUUGCAGCAGCACAGCAGGAUUCUAUGCUGCAACAACAAUACACAAUGGGUAUAAAUCAGAUGAUCGGGUCUGGUGUACCAUUGGAAAUGGUAUUAAUGCCUGCACCGCCACCGCCACCGUCCAUUCAACCACCAGAUCCAACAAAAAUCGUACCUGUUACUCCACAAGAAGUUAUUAAUAAAAUGCGCGCAAGGUUGGACAACUUGAAAGAGGUUCAUAGACGGCAUCAGCAAGAUCACGAGCGUUUAGAAGGAGAAUUAGAGCAAGCCGUGAAAGAAUUGGAUGAAUGUGAAGUUCGUACGCCGCAUUACGCACAACGCUUCAGAUAUUACCAAGAGUUGCGUGGGUAUGUCACUGACUUGGUAGAGUGUCUUGAUGAGAAGCUUCCCCUGAUCACCGACUUGGAACAACGCUGGUUAGAUCUGUAUAGCGAGCGUUCAACGGAAUUGAUGGAACGAAGACGGCAAGACACAAGAGAUCAAGCGGAAGAAAUAACUACUGCAGCAAGAGGUCAAACCAUGAGAAGAGGACCGGAAGUAGAGGUUCAUGUACGACGAGCUACAGAGAGAGAAGGUAGAAGAGCCCGUCGCAGAAGAGCCAGAGAAUUAGCUUCAAAUAUGCCAAAGCAUAUUGAUGGCAUGUCUAGUGACGAUGAAGUCACUGAACAACAAAAUCUUGUAUUUAAGCAAGCAAAAGAUGAAAUUGAUAAUAAUUAUAAAGAUAUAUUUUCUGAUGUUAUGGAGGAGUAUUGUACAGUACGUGGUAUUCUUUCAAAAUUCGAAUCAUGGAGAGAAACGGACAUGGACGCCUACACAGAAGCAUAUGUUUCGUUGUGUUUACCUAAAAUUAUCUCGCCUAUUAUCAGAUCACAACUAGUUACUUGGAAUCCAAUUAUGGAAAGCACUGAUCUAGAGAGGACAAAAUGGUAUAAUGCAUUGCUUCUGUAUGCUUUAGAUAGUAAAGAAACAGAGGAGUCGUUGAAACAAGAUCCAGAUGUUAGAUUGAUACCAUCAACAAUUGAAAAAAUUGUGAUACCAAAAUUGACAUCUAUUAUCGAAAAAAUAUGGGAUCCAAUGUCAACGUCGCAGACGUUGCGUCUCGUAGGAACUAUAAAUCGAUUCGUUAAAGAAUAUCCUAAUCUGAAUGACACCAGCAAAUCAUUGGAAACCUUAUUUAAUGCUAUUUUGGAUAAAAUUAAGGCUGCUAUUGAAAAUGAUGUUUUUAUACCUAUCUUUCCGAAACAAGUUUGGGAUACAAAACACCAAUUCUUUCAAAGGCAAUUUGCAAUGGCUGUUAAAUUACUACGUAAUUUAUUGAGUUGGCAAGGCCUUCUUGGAGAUAUACAAUUAAAAAAUUUGGCACUAGGCUCACUUUUGAAUCGUUACCUGCUUGCUGGAUUGAGAGUUUCUUGUUCAACUGACGCUUUAUUUAAAGCAAAUAUGAUUAUGAAUACAUUACCAAGAGCUUGGUUGCAAGGAGAAACAAUUGAACAUCUCAAAAUGUUUGCUACACUUAUUCAACAACUUAGCGAACAGUUAGAUCAGGCAAACCCAGCACACAAUGAAGCCUGGGAAUACGCCAAAUCGAUCCUGAAAGUAAUCAAGCUUGUAUAAUGUGUUGAUCAGUAUAUACACACACAUACAUACAUAUAUAUAUAUCAAAUUUUUUGCUUUAGUACCAACGUGCUUGUUGAUGGAUUUUAUACGUAUAGCUUACAAUAAGAUUCUGUACAUCACAGUAAAUUGUCAAAUGUAUAAUAUAUUAAGAUACAGUUUUGUAUAGUAAUAAACUAAAUGAGACAACUCGCGACAUAAUAUACUUUUCGAUUGUACAUAAUAAGCAAAAAUAAAUCUGUAAAUAGUACACUCGUAAAUAUUCGAGCCUUGCCUUUAAAAAAUUACAGUUAACAAUUAAUAAGAAUUAUAUUCCUACGUCCAUACAUAAUAGUAAUGGUAAUGCAUAUCUGCAUAUGUUUGCAUGUAUAUUGUAUAAAUAAAACUGAUUUUAGUGU
Messenger RNA from Vollenhovia emeryi, 3418 nucleotides. RefSeq names its product PAX3- and PAX7-binding protein 1. NCBI's taxonomy places the organism in Eukaryota, Metazoa, Arthropoda, Insecta, Hymenoptera, Formicidae. The coding region runs from base 555 to 3020 and encodes 821 amino acids. Gene Ontology annotation, molecular function: DNA binding. Gene Ontology annotation, cellular component: U2-type post-mRNA release spliceosomal complex; nucleus. Gene Ontology annotation, biological process: spliceosomal complex disassembly; mRNA splicing, via spliceosome. The record is from RefSeq and is a predicted model, not a curated record. The transcript has 17 exons.